Molecule: messenger RNA, 499 nt
Organism: Truncatella angustata
Lineage: Eukaryota; Fungi; Ascomycota; Sordariomycetes; Amphisphaeriales; Sporocadaceae
Exons: 3
Coding region: 156-449 (97 amino acids)
Source: RefSeq, a predicted model, not a curated record
UGCAAAUGUCCCAAUCACGGCAAUGACGUAUUGCGACGAUCUAUCGGCCUAAAAACAUGUAGUUGACUCUUGGCUGAGGAAUUGUUUGAACACUAUUCGGUACUGUAGCUGAGCGUACUCCAUUCAGUGACUUGGUUAAUAUCUUCGGCAGAUAUAUGACAGACAUGGGCGAGAACCCGCAGAUCGAAAUCGAUACUUCUAACAUCAUCCGCGAUUAUCUCUUAACGUUCGUCAAGUGUGACAAUACUGCGAAUACGACAGUGUUCUGCGCUGGAUUUGAUGCCAUUGCGACCGACGGAGUACGAUUCUUGAGUUCAGGAAGGAUCUACCAGUGCAAAACCUUAAUGUUGACGCUUCAUGCUGAAAGACCUCUGCGACAUUUCCAAAUUUUAGUGUUAAUCAACAUUUCAGUCAUCCUGCGGCUGUCAUGCACCCAACUUCGGUAUUGACAGCUUGCUCGGCGAUUGUAUGAUGCGCCACCACGCCCAACCACCUCCCU